GCUGCACGAAGUAGAAAGUCCGAGGAAAGAUGCACGAAGAGGAGGAUGGCAGCGAAGCCGGGUCCUGCGCAGCCUCUCGGGUGGUGGUGGCCUCCAGGUCCGUGGAUGUGGCCGAGGCCGAGGGCGCGAAGGAGCAGGCCUCCAAGCUGUGCGGCUACCUGAACAAACUGUCCGGCAAGGGGCCUCUGAGGGGCUACAAGCCGCGGUGGUUCGUGUACGAUCCGAGGAAAUGUUACUUGUACUACUUCAAGACUCCCCAGGAUGCCCUGCCGCUCGGACACAUCGAGAUCGGCGACGCGUGCUUCAGCUACGACGUGGAGGGGGAAGAGGGCCAGUUCGAGAUCCGCACGGCCGGGAAGGAGUUCCUCCUCAAGGCCCCCAGCAGGCAGGUGAUGCACUACUGGCUGCAGCAGCUACAGCAGAAACGCUGGGAGUACAGCAACACACGGGGCUCCGGCCAGAGGGACAGCUGGAGCUCGCCGACCCUGGCGUACCCUCCCAGCGGCCUCGUCAGCAAAGACAAUGAUGCGUUUGUCUUCGAGAAGCUGAGUGACAGCAUGGAGAAAGUCCGCAGCGAUCUGACGGCCGUGGAGACGGAGUCGGAAGGCGGGGGAAUGGUGGGGAUCCAGUCGGCCAGAGGGCCCUCCUCCGCGUCCACGAACCCACUCAACUUCUCCCUCAGAAACUUCGGUACAGAACUCAGGAACUCCAUGUCUUAUCUGCGGCCGGGGAGAGGAGGCGAGAACAGACGCAGUGUGUUUUACACUAGCAACAGCAGCGCAGAGGAUUGGGAGCUGGUGGAUGCUCCACCCAAGGACUUCCCUGAACAGAAACCUCAUCCAGACACACACAGGCAUUCCUUUGGGUCGGCGUUCGACUUUGUGCGCAACCCUUCGCGGCCUAAGAGGCCUUUGCUUCGAGACAUGAUGGGCUCCGGAAGGUUCGGGCGCAACAGUUCAGAAAACGUCCCAGCGGAGUGUAACGGCAGCAAGCCUUUUGAGCUGCAGCUUCGCCUCCAGAGCCAACAGGAAGAACUGAGCCGCAUGCAGCAGGAAGACACCAAACUCAGAGAAGAGCUGGCCGGCCAGAAGGAGCUGGUGAGACUUCUGCAGCAGACUCUGAGAACCACCCAGUGCGACAGGCAGCCAGUGCAACGUCCAGCCCCGGCUCCAGACUCUCCUGCGGCGUCAGACCAGACUCAAAGUCCAGCAGUGACACAGGGAGAGAUCGAUCAUUUGGAGGCCCUGCUUCAGGAGAGGGAUGGACAGAUCCAGUCCCUGUGUGGCCACAUGGAGCGUCUGGCCUUGGAGAAGGACAGUCUGCAACAAGAGCUGAAGGGCCUGAAAAUAAAGGUCGGGGAGAUAAACGACCAGCUGGGCAUGCUGAUGGAGACCAUCCAGGCCAAGGAUGAAGUCAUCAUCAAGCUGUCGCAGGAGAGCUCCGAGCAGAGCGGCAACCCAAAUGAUCCUGGUUCGCCGUCUCCUAACAAAGACCAGCAGGAGGUGGACAUCCUCAAGGACAGCCUUCAAGGCUACAAAUCCCAGAACAAGUUCCUGAACAAAGAGAUCCUGGAGCUGACAGUGUUACGCAGAAAUGCAGAGAGCAGAGAGAAGGCGCUGGAAGCAAAGUACACGGCCCUGGAGGCCAAGCUGUGUCAGGUGGAGAGUAAGUACCUGGUGCUGCUUCAAGAAGUGAAGACCCCGGUGUGUUCGUCCGAGCAGAACCCGGCCCGCGAGGUCAUCUCCAGAUUGCUAGAGGACGCGCUGCAGGCAGAGAGCCCCGACCAGCAGGAGCAACACAUCUUUAAACCGAACACCGUCAGUGAGUACGAUGUGUACGGCUUCAAGACCGUCCCAGAGGAGGAGGAAGAGGAGGAGAAGCUGGUUGCGAAGGUGAGAGCUCUGGAGCUGAAGUCCCUGUCCAUGUGUGAUCAGGAGGUGUCCGUCGGGGUGAAGUGGGAGAACUACCUGGCCAGCACCAUGAACAGAGACCUGGUGCGAUCGCCCGAGCUCAAGGCCCUGAUCCGCUGCGGCGUCCCCCACGAGCACCGCUCCCAGGUGUGGCGCUGGUGCGUCUCCUUCCACGUCAAAAAGUUCCGGGACCAACUGGCGCCCGACUACUACGAGACCUUACUAAACGUGGCCCGGGACAAGCCCAACCCGGCCUCGAAGCAGAUCGAACUGGACUUGCUGCGCACUUUGCCCAACAACAAGCACUACGCCUCCCCAAGUGCAGGCGGCAUCCAGAAACUCAGGAACGUCCUGAUGGCCUUCUCCUGGAGGAAUCCAGACAUCGGCUACUGCCAGGGACUGAACAGACUUGCAGCUAUUGCCCUGCUCUAUCUGGACCAAGAGGACGCCUUCUGGAGCCUCAUAGCCAUCGUGGAGGUCUUCAUGCCAAGAGACUAUUACACCAAGACUCUGCUUGGCUCACAGGUUGACCAGCGCGUGUUCAGGGACCUGAUGAGUGAGAAGCUGCCGCGGCUUCACGCCCACUUCGAGCAGCACAAGGUGGACUUCUCCCUCAUCACCUUCAACUGGUUCCUGGUGGUGUUUGUGGACAGCGUGGUGAGCGACAUCCUCUUCAAGAUCUGGGAUGCCUUUCUCUACGAAGGGCCAAAGAUCAUAUUUCGCUUCGCCCUCGCUCUCUUCAAGCACAAAGAGGAAGAGUUUUUGAAGUUGCAGGACUCGACCGCCAUCUUUAAAUAUCUCCGCUGCUUCACACGCACCAUCCUGGACUCGAGGAAGCUGAUGAGCAUCGCUUUCGGGGACAUGAACCCGUUUCCCAUGCGGCAAAUCCAGAACCGCCGGUCCUUCCACCUGGAGAAGGUGCGCCUGGAGCUGACGGAGCUGGAGGCGAUCAGACAGACCUUCCUGAGGGAGAGGGAGACGACUCAGGACGGACGGAGCUUCGUCAGCGACGACGAGGAGGAUAACUGACCGUAGCCUUGUCACGUUUCCCCGGCACUUGUUGCUGAAGUAUGAAGACAAGAACCUUCAUCACCGACACCGGUGAUGUGCUGCAGCUUGUAAAGGGAUUUUAUUUUUCCUAAAGAAUUGUUGGAGUUCAAAUCAGAGCUGGAACAAUCAACUUUCUGUCGAGCAAAAAUCGCAUCGAAGGACCAAAACAUUACAGCCGAUCAGGCUUUCUAUCAGUAUUCCUGCCAUUGUUUUUUUUGUAAACGCCUUAUUUGUUGUAUGCUCCUGUGUUUAUGUGACAGUAUGCUGUGUUCACGGCUCUUCAACCUUCAGUGCCAAGCUACACUCUCGCAGUCCCAAUCAGUAUUUCCAAAAACAUGGCUGUGAUCUUUUAAUAGUCUGCAAUUUUAUACCUUUUUAAGGACUGAUUGUAUUUUUUUUUUUUUUAUUCCCUCCCCCAGUUCCUUCCUUAAAUGUCUUAAAAUUCUUCACUUAAUUUUUUAUAUAUAUAUGUAUAGAUAUAUAUUUUUUUUCAAUAUUGCCACUCAACAGCACAUCUUAUGUGUUUGAUCCCUGUGUCUCAUGAUGCACUUGAAUCACCUAUGCUGAUAUUCAAAUUUUGCUGAAAGUCUUAGAGGCUACUGAUCACUCACUCAUGUUGCCUUAGAUUGUACAUAUCAUUCCAUACCCUUCAUAUUGUCAACUUAUUUUUAUACCACUUAAUUACUUCAAUUUUCCCAAAGCACAGGUCUGAAGAGCUCAAACUAUUUUGCACCGCUAAUAUUCUUUAAGAAAAAAUUCAAUCAGAAAUUCAGUCAUUACUGCCUCACCCUCGUGCAGAUGGAGAGGUGUGACGUUUCAUGGUCAAAAAAAUACUUCUGGAGCUUCAAAACAGCAUAAUUCAAAUCUGUGGAAGCCCCAAGAGCCCAUGUUGAUUUGUUCUCUUCAGAUAAGAUGCAUGCUAACGCUUUUAGAGCCAAAGUGAAGAUGUCAGCUUAAUUAACAUCAUUUCAUGUCAAUUUGGGAUAUACGGAGCCAUUUUAUGUUGUCCUGGUCUAUUUCAGUUUAGGUAGCUUCAGAAUAUUUUGUGGACUACAGAACUUGACCAGACUCAUGAGGGUGAGUAUAUAAUGUCUGAAUUUUCAUUUUUGGGGGAACUUGUCCUUUAAACUAAAAACAUUGUCCAAAGGCCACUGGAUUAUUCAGGAGAUUAUUACAGUACCUGGCAUUGACAGAUAUCGAUCAGUACAGAUUCCCUCAUUAGUUUAGUAUUUUUCUCCUCAUUAGGAACCUUAUUAGCUUUAGCAACACGGUCGCUAAUCUUCCUGGGGUCCUAAACACAACAACAAAUAAUACAAAUUCAAAUGUCAUUGUAUUAAUGAGACGAAAAAACGCAAUACGUUACGAUGUUUGUUCUUUUGUACGCCUGCCCACAUGUGCUGCUCUUAAGUGUUUUGUUUUUAGUCUUGCUCUUGAUUUGAGGUGUUUUUAAAUGGUUCAGUCUCCUCCGACUACAACCUGGUUUGAAAGUUUUACAGUACAUGCCGAAUGCUGGGAUCCCUUUUUUUUUUUCCUGAGCCCCAUUCGAAAAUUCUGAUUGUAUUUGCAUGCAUUGUCCUCCGAGUGGCAGUAUAACACUUGUCUACCCAGUGUUUGCGCCGCUCCGCAGGUGCCCUCCACACAGUAUGUAGUUUGUCGUACUGGAUUUUCAGCUUUGGAUGACGUGUCUGUGAAUUCAAGUCUGUCAACAUGAUGUUUUUGUUUUGUUUUUUUUUUGUGCAAAAAAUGAAAGUAACAUUUUGAAAUCAAUGAGGGAAGUAUUUCAGGAGGUUGCUAAACAUGUGGAGCAACGUCUCUCUCGCCUUCCACUUCCAGGUACUUUAAAGACGAGAGUUUACUCUUCAGCAUUCUGAUCUCUAUUACACCUGUUUAAAAACCCAACUGUGUAGCAAACCAGAACAAAAAAUGUCAAUGUUCAAAACUUGUUUCUCUUGUAUGCUGAUAUAUUGUUUACAGUUUAAACUUUUAAUAUCCUUUUAAUUGUGUUUCACUCUGAGCUGUUUACAGAUCUGAUGACCGUCUCUCUGCAGUCACAGUAUUGUCAGCCGUAGCAUCAACCUAAACCUUUUUCUUUAAUGGAACAAAUGGUAGAAUUGUUGUUUUUUUUGAUGAUGGAAAUGGAAAUGGAACAAAGAGACCAUGGGAGCAAAUGUCUGAUUCGUUUUCCUUCAUGAGAGCCGGCCUCUCAUGAGAUCAAAAUUUUCAAGAUUUGAAAAAAAAAAGUUUCUUUAGGUUUUGUCAAAAGGCUCAUAUAGUAGGUUUUCAGUGUUUACUCGUAUUCUAUUCUUUGGCUUGUCUGCUGUCAGUUUUGAUUUUCACAUUGAAUAAGCUACAUUUAAUUUGUCAUCAUCCUUUCUUUCAUUUCUUUCCUCUUUUUUUCACAGCAAAGUAUUGCACAAGAAUACUUCAGAAUAUUAUCGGGCACUUCACCCCCUUUUUUUUAUACGUCAGUCUCUGUGGUGUUUGAUGUUAAUCUGUAUCCACUCAAUGAUGAAAAGUGCCACGCUUUUUUUUUGUGUGUGUGUUACUGCAAUAAGCACACGCCACUGUAUGCUUUUUGUAACGCCAGUUAAGAGACAAUUUCAAUAAACAAACGUCUGAACCGAG
Molecule: messenger RNA, 5585 nt
Organism: Acanthopagrus latus (yellowfin seabream)
Lineage: Eukaryota; Metazoa; Chordata; Actinopteri; Spariformes; Sparidae
Gene: tbc1d2b
Product: TBC1 domain family, member 2B
Exons: 13
Coding region: 30-2939 (969 amino acids)
Source: RefSeq, a predicted model, not a curated record